UAUUUAAUAUAUUACGAGCGUAUAGACGAUGAUACAUAUAAUGACGUGACUACGCGUGUGCUCGGUCCGCCGAUCUCGUUUUUUCUCGUCUCCGUCUGUCAGCGGCGGCGUCGACGUUUUCCCUCCGGCGCUCGCCUCUCGCCCAACACCGUCCGGCCGGAGCGGAGCGCACAGACGCGGUGCGCUCGAAUUGCCACUGCCGCUGCUGCUUCAGUGUCAGUACCACGUCGGCGACCGUACUGAAAGCGCAAACGGCGUUAACACCGACUGUGCCGGUACGCGAACGGAGUACGAUCGCGUUCGCACAUGCACCGCAUACCCAAAAAUAUCUCCGCGUAACGUGCCGCACGACCAUCGAGAUUUAUAGUUGUGUGGUGUCUGUUUGUUUUUUUAAAUUUUUUUUUAUUUUUUGAUUUUCGUCUCCGUUUUCGAUUACGUUUCGCGCGACCGUACCGCAUAGAGGCGACCGAAUACCCGGUAUAUGGUGGUCGGUCGCGUCCGUUAUCGUAUAACUAAAAUAGUUGAGUGUUGACGCGUCCGCCCGGUGUCUGUCGCGGUGACCGAACACACUCGAGCGGUGGUGUCUGCCGCGCGGAAACCGGCCGCCUCGGAUGGAGCCGCCUCGGACGACCCCGACGGCCAGGAGACCUCGGCCCGUCGCCUUGAUUUGUCUGAUCGCAGUGCUGUUGGCUCUGGUUUCGGACGCGGUGUUUGGUCUGAAGGGAGUCCGAAUUUGGAACCCCGAAGCUAUCCGAGCAGGUGAGCUGUUGCGGCUUUCUUGCGAUUAUGAUCUUGAGGGCGUACCAUUGUACUCGAUAAAAUGGUACUUUGGCGACCAAGAAUUCUACAGAUUUGUGCCAAAAGAAUCGCCACCGACCAGGGUUUUUCCGCUAUCUGGCACCACGUCGGUUGAUAUAUCUGAGUCAGAUGACCACGCAGUCACAUUGACUAAUCUGCCUCGAGACAUGUCAGGCCACUACAAAUGCGAAGUUUCUACGGAUGCUCCACUUUUUCACACGCAAAUCAAAGAGUCGUACAUAACUAUAAUUGAAGAACCACAGACGCAACCACUCAUGUUUGCCGGUAAACUUAAGUACAUCAAAGAUGAACCGGUAAAAAUAAAUUGCACUUCUUACUCGGCGUUCCCAGCCACCAAUCUCACGUGGUUCAUAAACGACAAAAAGGUGACGAAUUCUACGAAAUACGCCAAGACGACGGCUUGGGUUACAAACGAAGAUGACGGACUACAAACCAGCAGAUCACGGCUGGAGUUGUCGACCCACGGCGAAUACUUCCCGGGUGGUCGGAUGACGGUUCGCUGCGAGUCCAAUCAAUUUAUGUUGUACAAAAAGUACUCAGUUAUUGAGCUGAUGGAUGACUCGCCCAGACUGGCCCAGAUGAUUAGUCCUACUUCAGUGCUGAGAUCGGGUGGACCACAGGCGAGUUCAGCUGAUCGUUUCGCUACCGGACGUGUGUUCGUAUUGGUCGCCUAUGUAGCCAUUCGAAUAGCACCAUCUCUAUUAAGAUAGCUUUAAGAUUCUUACACGCAAUAGCCAAACACACCGACAUUAUUAUUAUUACGUCAUGUUAUAACGGACGAUUUAUUUUGUCGUCGUUGUCGUCGUCGUGUUUGAUAAGUAUUUUACAAGAGUAACGAUUUUAUAUAUUAUGAUUGUAAUAUAUAUAUAUAUAAUAUAUAAUAUAUAUAUAUAUAUAUGAACACGGUCAAUCGUUUGCGAUGUUAUUAUGUUUGUAUCGGAGUGGAUGCCUAGAAGGUCUCGUGAAUUGGACUUUAUUCUAUUCAACCGUAUCAAUCGAAAGUAUAUUAAUUAUUUGUUUAAAAUGUUUUCUUCUCUUUCACAGCGCGAUUGAACUAAAGCAAGGCCAAGCGCUGAAGCGAUAGCGAGCUUUCGCCUCCCCUCUACCACCCCACCAUCCCCCAUAACCAUCCAUAAUCGGUAAUAAAAAUAAAUACGAAAACGACGUGCAUUUCUUUAUAACAAAAAUUAUACGAUAUAAACAUAAUAAUACGUGAUUGCAAAAACAUUAAACUGUAUUAAGAUUUAUACAUUUGAUAUAGGAUUUAACCGCGAUAUUGUAUUUUCCAAAAAACCAUUUAAUUGUGUAACAGUAUAUAUUGUAAAAAUAUAUACAUUAUUUAAUGUUCGUGUUUUAUUCAAGUUUUUUCUGAAAUAAAAACCAAUUAAUUGAUGUUUUUAAA
This is a messenger RNA of Aphis gossypii (cotton aphid), 2221 nucleotides long. RefSeq lists its product as uncharacterized. The record is from RefSeq and is a predicted model, not a curated record. NCBI's taxonomy places the organism in Eukaryota, Metazoa, Arthropoda, Insecta, Hemiptera, Aphididae. The coding region runs from base 612 to 1529 and encodes 305 amino acids. The transcript is spliced from 6 exons.